Messenger RNA from Orbicella faveolata, 1813 nucleotides. Its product is annotated as H/ACA ribonucleoprotein complex subunit 2-like protein. Gene Ontology annotation, molecular function: RNA binding. Gene Ontology annotation, biological process: ribosome biogenesis. The record is from RefSeq and is a predicted model, not a curated record. Gene Ontology annotation, cellular component: nucleolus; ribonucleoprotein complex. Lineage: Eukaryota; Metazoa; Cnidaria; Anthozoa; Scleractinia; Merulinidae.
AUGCAGCUACACAAUCAAGCGAACGACGCAUAGAAGCACGUGUGUAGGUCCGCGUGAGCACUUGAAUAAUGGGUCAGCGGGUUACUUGGAAAGUGUAGGUAACUCGCCCCAGACCUUUGUCCGUUCCCACGUGCAGUGAAAACAACAUGGCGAGGUCGAAAGACAAAAAGAGAGACACUGAAAAUGGCGAAGGAGGCGAAAAUAAGGACGAUACGAAGAACGAAGAACCUACUCUAGACUACGAUGAACUCGUUAAGAGAGUUUGUGCAAUUGCCAAACCGCUUGCUGGGAGAAAACUUACAAAACGAUUGUAUAAAACAGUAAAGAAAGGCAAUGAAGUAAAUUCUUUGGCUGUUUCAUCACAGCAAGUUCAUAGAUCGGAAGGAAAAUUAAAUAUGUGCAAGCCAACCAAAGAACUUGUCAGAACAUGCAAGGAUUAUGUCAUUGCUUCCAAGUCUAAGAGCUCAAGAAGAGGUGUCAAGGAGGUAGCUAAAGCCUUGCGGAAAGGAGAGAAAGGUUUUGUGGUCAUCGCUGGUGAUGUUUCUCCCAUUGAUGUAAUAUCUCACAUUCCUGUGGCCUGUGAAGAUAACAAAGUUCCAUAUGCCUAUGUGCCUUCCAAAUUUGACCUAGGAGCUGCAAGUCAAUCCAGACGACCCACAAGUAUAGUAUUGGUGAAGUUCCAUGAAGAUUUCCAGGAGAACUACAAUGAGUGUCUCUCAGAAGUGAAGAGUCUACCUCUUCCUUUGUAGUCCAUCAUUAUUUGCCUUUAUCUCUUGUAUAUAAACUUUUGUCAAAAUUAUUGUAAGAGAUAUUUACUUGUACAUGAUGCUGAAGUGUUUGAUUCAAAUUACCCGCCCUUAAUUACUCUCUUAGUGCAGAAAUCUGCUGAGUAUACUUCAAGCUUAUUGCAAGCAAUUUCUGACAAGCAAAAAACCAGAGUGAACUUUGCAGUGACAGCCUCACUACGGUAAAGACGAAGUGAUGGUAGUGACAAGGGACAUCUUUCAUUGUCCUGUUCCCCUGAGAAACACAAUAGCUGGUAUGACAAAACGCCACUGAGAGGCUUUGAAGUCUCCUAUAUUGCAUUUACUGGUGCCCCUUGGAUUACCUGCAACAAUUUUAGUCAUGUUGCUCCUCUGUAAUGUGCCUCUAAAGCGAGUUGGAUCUAUUGCAUUACAUGCUAGUGAAUGUAACACACUUGAAACUAUCCUCGCCUAAACGCUUUUACGAGUACAUGUAAGUACAUUAAAUACAGCAUAACUGAUUGUUAUAUUACGAUGCUGUACUCUGUUACUUUAAAAGGAAAGUGGCUUUUAUUUGUCAAGUAUUUUCCUUCCUAGACUCAGGGAAAAGAACUAACGCUAGCUUUCAGUCCAAAUAUUGUAAUGGCUUUUGAUAGUUGUGACAUGUAUUUAAUAUAUUUUUUGAACAAAGUUAAUAACUACAAGUUUUCACGAUCCUAUCUAGUGUCAGUUUCCAGCUGUGGGUGUUCGAUCCUGCAGAGUAUCACGAGUGCACCCAAACACCCAGGUCUGUGACUAGUGACCUAUUGAUGGUAGUGACAAAAGACAUACUUUAUGGUCCUUCCCCCUUGAAAAACACAGUAGCUAGUAUGAAAAAAAAAACUUUGAGAGGCUUUGAAAUCCCUCAAGAUAUUGCAUUUACUGGUAUCCGGUGGUAUGCUGGAGAGGAUUGCAGGUGCACCCAACCACUCAUUGCUGGAAACUGAGCCCUUAUCCUCUCGUACCUGCUUUCUCCUACGAAUAUUAAUAGUAAUGUUGGUGAAUAAACGAAAGCUUCCUUUGUCUGAGAA